Messenger RNA from Leucoraja erinaceus (little skate), 1474 nucleotides. Its product is annotated as S-phase kinase-associated protein 1-like. Gene Ontology annotation, cellular component: nucleus; cytoplasm. The record is from RefSeq and is a predicted model, not a curated record. Lineage: Eukaryota; Metazoa; Chordata; Chondrichthyes; Rajiformes; Rajidae. Gene Ontology annotation, molecular function: cullin family protein binding. Gene Ontology annotation, biological process: SCF-dependent proteasomal ubiquitin-dependent protein catabolic process. The transcript is spliced from 6 exons. Bases 161 to 649 code for a protein of 162 amino acids.
ACUACAACUCCCAGAAGGCACUGAGCGGUCACGUGACCAGAUCUUCCUGUCCCCCUCGUUCUUCGGCGAGCUGCGCCGCCCACGGACGUGUUGGACAUCUCUCCGCGUCCCCGACCCGUUCCGAGGGAGACACCGCGACCGGCGCUUCACAGCUGAGAAAAUGCCAGCCAUUAAACUGCAGAGUUCAGAUGGAGAGAUCUUUGAGGUCGACGUAGAAAUAGCAAAACAAUCCAUCACUAUCAAGACUAUGUUGGAAGAUCUAGGAAUGGAUGAUGGUGAUGAUGAUCCAGUUCCACUACCAAAUGUGAAUGCUGCUAUACUGAAAAAGGUUAUCCAGUGGUGCACACAUCACCGGGAUGAUCCUCCACCACCAGAAGAUGAUGAAAACAAAGAGAAAAGGACUGAUGACAUUCCUGUGUGGGAUCAAGAGUUUCUGAAAGUUGACCAGGGCACUCUCUUUGAAUUAAUUCUGGCGGCAAACUACCUUGAUAUAAAAGGGCUACUAGAUGUAACUUGCAAAACAGUGGCCAACAUGAUUAAAGGAAAAACACCGGAAGAAAUUCGCAAAACUUUCAAUAUCAAGAAUGAUUUUACUGAGGAAGAGGAAGCACAGGUACGGAAGGAGAACCAAUGGUGCGAAGAGAAGUGACCCCAGUAGGAAUCCUGCAACGCAGUGAAAAAUCUCUGCUUGCACCAUGUAUUAUAUCACUAGCAGCCUGUGAUUCCUUUAAAUAUAGUGACAAGAUAACCAUGCAUAACAUUUGUAACUAGUAAUAAUUUGAGCUUGCAGUGUGCUCCAUGAAACCUUCUUCUUAGCAAGUGGAGCAGUGACUAUUUAUUACUCCACUUUGACUUUAUUGAUCAGUGGAAUGCAAGGUGUAUAAAACUUUGGCAGUAUGACAGCAAUGAUUUAGUACUUUAAUUUAUAUUUAACGUUUACCUUUUUUCUGUGACUUUUUCAAUGGCUACUUUGUUUUAAAAUCAUCCCCAAAUCAUUUUUGUGGUUCAACUUGUGCUUACUGGUGUAUGGAUUUUUUUUUGUGCCAAUAUUAUCAUAUGGAAUGAAAUGCAACACACCUUCAGACUUGGUGUCAUACCAGAGAUGUUUCAAGAUGUAUUCCAAUUUUUUAGAUGAUUUUAGGUACCAUUCUCUUCCAGAAUUUCUAAAUAGUCCACAGUUGGCAUAAAUGUAAAAGCAGACAAAAGACUUGAGGUAGAACUAGUUUAAAGACCAGUAUUGAAGGAAGUAAUGGGACUUGUGUUCCAUGUGAAUGUUUAAAUGCUUUGUGUUAAGUCAUUGUCAGUCAAAAUCUAUAAAUCUGAGAAACUCUGUACUGCUGUACUAUUUUGAAUGUCCUGUUGGAGUGUCAAACUUGCUAGUUUUUGUUAUGCGAUGGAAUACAAUUGCUUAUUUUGUGGUUUAUUGUUUUCAAAAUGAAACCUCAUUAAAUUACUUGUGGCAUUUUUUCUGAAA